AUGUUGGUAGCAACUAUGCCCCAGACGCAAUACCUCCAGGUCCCCAAGGCAUUACCUGGACGGAGGUCACGGUCUCGCUCGAGGACCAGCAGGACGAGGGAGCCUUCGCCUGUCGAGGUCUACUCGCCAGAUCGAGUCGUGGUCUCGCCUAUGAAGCUCAGCUUCUCCUCAGUUCCUAUCAGGUCGCCGUCGCCAGACAGACAAUCGUUCAAGCCAGAACCCUACAGGAAACCUAGCUUCACCAAUGGUCAUUACAACAAGAUGGCGACCACAUCUUGGUCCGAAAAGCCACGGAGGAUAGCGUCAUGUCCUGUGCCGAGCCUUGAACUGGAGGACGCUCCAAUGACCGGCACCAACUACGACGAUCUGAACGAAGGACUCUACACGAUGGAACAAUGCGUGACACCACCACCUGAGCCUCCCUUGAAAGAGAGACUAGUCGGCGCGUGGAAGCUGGAAUCAUACAUUGCAUACCCAACCCCAGUAUCACCCGUACAACGGCCGACCUUUCCCAUGACCAAGAACGUUACCGGAUUCAUCAUGUACACUCCCGAUGGCUACAUGUCCGCCCAGAUGCUCAUACCCGGCCAACAAAGCUUCAAGCGCGGCGAAGGAGAAGAGCCGCAAUGGGCUGAGGCUGGCAAGCGGUGCUUCGCAUAUUGCGGGCCAUACUACAUCAGCAAUGAAGGUCUCGGUCGGGAAGAGAUUCUACGGCACACGUUCCAAUGUUGUAGCUUGCCAGGUUGGAUAGGCGACAUCCAGAUCAGAACGCAUCGCUUUGAGGAAGACGGUCAAGUGCUCGUGCUGGGCAGCGAGGAGCCGACAGAGGUCAAGGGCGACAAGCGCAUACCAGUCCUCAAAUGGCGCCGAGCACGAGACAACAGCAAUGGCGUCCCACCCCCUCCGACACCGCAAAUCAAAGUCAGCGGUCCCGGAGAGCCCUGA
Fulvia fulva is the source of this 945-nucleotide messenger RNA. RefSeq lists its product as uncharacterized. Bases 1 to 945 code for a protein of 314 amino acids. NCBI's taxonomy places the organism in Eukaryota, Fungi, Ascomycota, Dothideomycetes, Mycosphaerellales, Mycosphaerellaceae. The record is from RefSeq and is a predicted model, not a curated record. The transcript is spliced from 2 exons.